GAGGCGCACCGCUUCUCGUUCGACGCGGUGGCGGGCGAGGAGGGUGGCGCGCAGGCGGAUCUGUUUGCGCAUGCGCGCCCCCUCGUGCUCUCGGCGCUCUCGGGCGGCCACGCCUGCGUGCUCGCAUACGGCCAGACCGGCUCGGGCAAGACGCACACGAUGGUCGGCAGCGAGGGCUGCCCGGGGGUGGUGCCCCGGGCGAGCGACCUGGUGUGGGACCGGAUCGACGCGACGCCGCAGACGGAGUGGCACGUCUCCCUCACCGCCGUCGAGCUCCACAAUGACCUCUUCAGAGACCUCCUCGCC
Molecule: messenger RNA, 306 nt
Organism: Emiliania huxleyi CCMP1516
Lineage: Eukaryota; Haptophyta; Isochrysidales; Noelaerhabdaceae
Exons: 1
Biological process (GO): microtubule-based movement
Molecular function (GO): microtubule motor activity; ATP binding; microtubule binding
Source: RefSeq, a predicted model, not a curated record